Menidia menidia (Atlantic silverside) is the source of this 1614-nucleotide messenger RNA. The record is from the annotation of a GenBank genome assembly. NCBI's taxonomy places the organism in Eukaryota, Metazoa, Chordata, Actinopteri, Atheriniformes, Atherinopsidae.
AUGCUGGAAUCUGAUUGGUAUGUUUUGCUGGAAGCUGAUUGGUGUGUUUUCCUGCAGGCGCAGCGACACGUGGCCGACCUGUACGAGGACCUCAGAGAUGGCCACAGCCUCAUCUCCCUGCUGGAGGUUCUCUCCGGGGAGACGCUGCCGAGGGAGCGUGACGCUGUGAGGAGCGUGCGGUUGCCGCGGGAAAAAGGGAGGAUGCGCUUCCACAAGCUGCAGAACGUUCAGAUCGCUCUGGACUUCCUCAAACACCGACAGGUGAAACUGGUCAACAUCAGGAACGAUGACAUCGCGGAUGGAAACCCCAAACUCACCCUGGGCCUCAUCUGGACCAUCAUCCUCCACUUCCAGAUUUCGGACAUCCAGGUGAACGGCCAGUCGGACGACAUGACGGCCAAAGAGAAGCUGCUGCUGUGGGCCCAGCGGAUGGUGGAGGGAUACCAGGGCCUGCGCUGCGACAACUUCACCACCAGCUGGAGGGACGGCCGGCUGUUCAGCGCCAUCAUACACAAGCACAGGAAAUGUGCUGAGGAGCCUCCCAAGUGGGAGUUUUCCAGCACAGCCCGGGCGCCUCGCUCUGAUUCGAGGAAAAACCUUAGCCUGGAGGGCGGCUCACCGCGGGCUUGGCAGGUCUUAGCAAAACGCUGCUGCGCCAGCCAGGCUCCACCACAGAUUCCUUCCAGGGAGGGACGUGCAGAGGAGCCGGGCCUCCCGUUUUCAGGCCCCGCAGGCUCAAGCUUUUUGCUUUUCGCCCGCCCGGCCAUGCACAAGCUGAGGAGGAAGCUCCACUCCAGGAGGCGCCUGGGCAGCAGCUCCAGCAGCGCCGCCGGCUCCGUCGGAGACCUGGAGGACCGGGUCAUCAUGACCUGCGAGGAAAUCCCCGUCCAGGGCUCCUCCGACUGGGGCCUGAGCUCCCACAGCCUGGAGGGGGGCUCCAGCCAAGCCUCCAGUCGGGCCUCCAGCCGGACCUCCAUCCGGGGCCCCCCUCACCUGAGCGGGAUCAGACCAGCCUGCACAGAACCGGGGCGAGCCGUGCGAGUGCCCACGCUGAUCGACAUGAGCCAGGUGUACCGUCAGACCAACCAGGAGAACCUGGAGCAGGCCUUCAGCGUGGCAGAGAGAGACCUGGGCGUCACCAGGCUGCUGGACCCAGAAGAUGUGGACGUUCCCCACCCGGAUGAGAAGUCCAUCAUCACAUACGUCUCCUCUCUGUACGACGCCAUGCCCCGAGUGCCAGACGUCCAGGACGGAGUCAGAGCCAACGAGCUGGAGCUGCGCUGGCAGGAGUUCUACGAGCUGGUGACUCUGCUGCUGCAGUGGAUCAGACACCACAUCCUGGUGUUUGAGGAGAGGAAGUUCCCCUCCAGCUACGAGGAGAUCGAGGUUCUGUGGCGCCAGUUCCUGAAAUUUAAGGAGACGGAGCUGCCGGCCAAAGAGGCGGACAAGAACCGCUCUAAACACAUCUUCCAGUCCUUUGAGGGCGCCGUCCAGGCCGGCCAGGUCAAGGUUCCCCCCGGCUACCACCCGCUGGACGUGGAGAAGGAGUGGGGCCGCCUGCACGUUGCCAUCCUGGAGAGGGAGCGCCUCCUGAGGGCCGAGUUUGAGAGGUGA